Messenger RNA from Colletotrichum aenigma, 957 nucleotides. RefSeq lists its product as uncharacterized. The transcript has a single exon. The record is from RefSeq and is a predicted model, not a curated record. NCBI's taxonomy places the organism in Eukaryota, Fungi, Ascomycota, Sordariomycetes, Glomerellales, Glomerellaceae. The coding region runs from base 1 to 957 and encodes 318 amino acids.
AUGAUCGAUUCGCUGCUGAGAUUCAUGAAAAUUCUUUUUGAUUACGAUCUUCGUAGCCGGCUUCACACGAGCUUCGCUUCCAGAAACGCCAAUAACACGGCACCUGGCGAGAACAACAUCGUGGACAAAUGUUCCAACAUGCUGUGCCUCAGCCCGGAACUGCAUCGGUUUUGGCAGAAGGGACUGUUUGGCCUAGAGCCCGUGGGCCACUGCCGAAGGCUGAAGGGUUCUGGGGAAUCUUGGGAAGUCCUAGACAUGAAGCUCAGCGAACGCGACCUUGAUGGCACCAGUCGAGAGGAGGGCGAGGAAAUCGAUGCGAAGCUGUCGUCGAUGUUCACUUCCGCCUUCGACACGGACCCAGUUACAACACACAGUGUGCCCAGCAAGAGAUCCAGCCAAGUCGACAUGGACCUCGACAACGACCACAAGAAGCCGUGGACGGAUGAGAAGGGCAAAGUGCCCGAAACAUUCAGCAAGGGACGCCCGCUUCUCAAGCAGGACAUUGAAGAUAGGUACGAGUACGGCAUCGUGCUCCGCUUCCACUGGCUGCCUGCCACGACCUUGACCAGCCUAAACGCGAAGGGUCCCCCCCUGGACACGAAUCCACGAGACAUACAAGCACCGUUUGAAAACUUCAAGUCGAAACACUAUGCAAUUUCAGGCCGUCCGGUUACCAACGGCCGUAUCAUCAGGAUCUGGGCAAAGAACCCGGAUGAGCUACCCGAUUGGGACGCGUUGCAACUUCAGUGGUUUGCUCUCAGGGUUCUCCGCUUGGGAGGAGAUGUUGACUCUGAGAUCUACAACCCACACUGGACUGACAACGACGAUAACUUCUCUCGUCGAGUUGAAAACGACAGAGAGGGCCUCAGGCAAGAGCUGAUCAACGAGAUGACCUUGUCCGCGAGGUAUUCCACACGCACCCACGAGUAUUCCAAUGCGGAUGCGGGCGGACAAUGA